Messenger RNA from Puntigrus tetrazona (Sumatra barb), 942 nucleotides. RefSeq names its product mitochondrial ribosomal protein L10 (gene mrpl10). Gene Ontology annotation, cellular component: mitochondrial large ribosomal subunit. Gene Ontology annotation, biological process: translation. The transcript is spliced from 5 exons. Lineage: Eukaryota; Metazoa; Chordata; Actinopteri; Cypriniformes; Cyprinidae. The coding region runs from base 87 to 863 and encodes 258 amino acids. Gene Ontology annotation, molecular function: structural constituent of ribosome. The record is from RefSeq and is a predicted model, not a curated record.
UUAUAUUGUUAAUAUUGUAACGUAACCAUAAAGACUUUUAUUUUGUAAACACGAGCAAAACGGUCCCACGUCAAAUCCGGACUAAGAUGGCAGCGACCUUGUGUGGCAGGCUUUUCCAGAAAUCGGGAUGGCUGCCACUAAGCCAGAGCGUUCGCCACGGCUCCAAAGCUGUUACUCGUCACAGAAAGCCAAUGCACUUUCUCAAGCAGAAGCUGAUGGCUGUCACAGAGUACAUACCAUCCACACCUGCAGCACCUCCUAGUGCUUUGGCUCCACGAGUCAGAAAGACUGAGGAGGAAGGUCCUCUGGCAGCUUUGUUUAGGAAAGACCUGGAAAAUUUGUUUAAGGAAUGUAAGAUGAUUGCUGUUGUCCAAAACAAUUCCAUUAUCGCAGAGGACCUUAUGGUGCUGAAACACAAACUGAAGAAACACAAUAUCAGUGUCAGGUUUUUCCCAAACCAGGUGACGAAGUCCUUCAUCAGCAACAGCAUUUACAGUAACAUGUUGCCUCUGUUUGCUGGCCAGACUGUGAUAUUUGUUAGUAAAGAGCCAAAAGUAAAAGAGAUGCUCCAAGCAUUGAAAAACAGUCCUCAGAUGGUGCUGUUAGGCGCUUGUAUAGAGAACACAUUGCUUUCGUAUAAAGGCAUUAUCAGUUACUCCAAACUCCCGUCUAUGACCACUAUCCAGGGGGAGAUUGUUGGUGGUCUGACAGUGAUGACUUCACGGACUGUCUCAAUGCUGCGUCACCAUCCAGCGCACCUUUGUGCCCUUCUUCAGCAGUAUGUCAAACAGCAAGGCUCCGUGGACGCCGCAGAUGCUGUUUCAGAUAAAGAUACUUCUACAAUACAGCAAGCAGCAGCUUGAACUUUUAAAAAUGUACAUGAAUAAACAACUGUGUAUGGCUGACAAAGUGCAUGUAAUAAAAUUGAGUUAUUUAAAGUUA